AUUAAAACAGUCAUACUGUGACACUCUUGUCAAUGUUAUUCUUGAUGGUCAAAUGUCAGUUUUAUAGUCCCGUUUUGAAGAAUAAAAUUUUACUGUUAGAAGUAAGGAAGCGAUUAUAUGUUUGAAAUACCUUCAAUAAUUAACUUCCCGUUAAAGGCAUUUCAAACCGGGAUAUACCUGAAAUGGAAUUUUUAAAAGUGGAGAUAUACACUGGUCCCUCUCUGGUAAAAGUUAUAUUGGAGAGAAUCCUUGCCCAUGGAAUUAAAAGUGGAGAUAUAUACUGCUCCCUCUCUGCUAAAAUGUCUUAACAAAAAGAUUUUUUUAAAAAAAAAUGAGAUAUAUUGUAAACAAGUGAUUGAACAUUCAUGCAAAUAACUUCUCACUAAUUGAAGCAAUUUAUAUGGUUUUGAUAAUAAAAACAGUACUGAAUAAGUUUAACAGGAUCUUAGGAAGCAUCAAAUAGAGUCAUGUCAUGCGGCAAACACAUGAUGUGUUGUGGCUUGAUUGUUAAUGGUUAAUCAUAUAUAUGUAUUAUUUAUUUAAGGGUCCCAUGUGAAGUUGAGAUUCAGCCGCAUAUGAAACUCAGACCUCAUUAUCAGCAUCAUAUAAAACUCAAUAUCAGACAAAUUGAAUGGUAAUGCCAAACUGUAAAAUCAUUCUACAGCAAACCAUUUUACACUAAUUUCCUUUCACGCGGACUAAUAAGUUCAUCAUGUACACCGUACCUCCACUACUCACACCACGCCACGUGGCUGUAAUCGGCGCCGGCGCAGGUGGUCUAGUGGCAGCGCGCGAGCUCCGACGAGAAGGACAUCAGGUAGUAGUUUUUGAGCGAGGAGACCAACUGGGUGGGUCAUGGGUUUACACUGCGGAGGUUGAAUCAGACCCAAUUGGUUUGGACCCGAAGCGGAGGAUAGUUCACUCGAGGCUAUACAAUUCGCUCCGAACCAAUCUGCCUCGGGAGAGCAUGAGUUUCCUAGAUUGCCCUUUUAAUAAAAAAGAAGGGAAAGAGAGGGAUUAUAGAAGGUUUCCGAGUCAUAGAGAAGUUUUAAAGUACUUGCAGGAUUUUGCUGCGGAUUUUGAGAUUGAUGAUUCGGUGAGACUUCAGACGGAGGUGGUGUUUGCUGGGGUGGGUGAAGAUGGAAAAUGGACGGUCAGAUCUAAAUCAAUUGAUAAUGAUUGUGUGGAUGAGAUUUACGAUGCUGUCGUUGUUUGCAAUGGACAUUACGUUCAACCCCGACUCCCUCAUAUUCCUGGCAUUAGUUCGUGGUCAGGGAAACAAAUACAUAGUCAUAAUUACAGAACACCAGAGCCCUUUCAAGAUCAAGUUGUGGUUCUAAUAGGUGGUGCUGGAAGUGCGGUUGACAUUUGUCGAGAGGUGGCGAUUGUUGCUAAAGAAGUUCAUGUUGCAGUUAGAUCGGUUGAAGAAGAUAAGCUUGGAAAGUUACCUGGCCAUGAUAAUAUAUGGCUUCAUUCUAUGAUUGACAGUGUUCAUGAAGAUGGCACAGUUGUUUUCCUAGAUGGAAAUGCAGUUACUGCUGACUUCAUUAUACAUUGCACAGGGUAUAAAUACGAGUUUCCUUUCCUUGAAACCAAGGGUGUAGUGACAGUAGAUGACAACCGUGUAGGACCACUGUACAAGCAUGUUUUUCCGCCAGCGUUAGCCCCAUGGCUUUCAUUCGUUGGGUUGCCUUGGAAGGUUGCUCCAUUCCCCUUGUUUGAACUGCAAAGCAAGUGGAUAGCUGGAGUUUUAUCGAAUCGCAUUGCCCUUCCUUCAGAAGAGAAGAUGGUUGAAGAUAUUGAAGCCUUCUACUUGUCACUUGAAGCAUCUGGUAUCCCUAAGAGCUACACUCAUAAUAUGCGCAAGAACCUAUCUGAUCAGUGGGACUACAAUAACUGGAUUGCAGCUCAGUGUGGUGUUCCUGCUAUGGAAGAAUGGAGAAAGCAAAUGUAUAUUGCUACAUCUAAGAACAGGCUCAAGCGGCCUGAGAAUUAUCGUGACGAGUGGGAUGACGAUGACUUGGUUUUACAAGCUGAGCAUGAGUUUGCUAAUUAUGUGAUCUAAUGUUGUAUUAUUUUGACAUUUAUCAAGUCUCAAGCUAUUCAUGUGCUCCUUUGCUCCUAGUUCAUUGUUAUUCUUAACGGCUAAAUGUCAACUUUACAGUGCCAUUUUGAAGAAGAAAAUUUUACACCUACAAAUAAGGAAGUAAUUAUACGUGUUCCUAUCUUUCCAUUAAAGAACCAGUGAUAAUGAUGUGAUCACUUUUUAUUGUACUUUGUAAUGUUUCUCUCAACAAUAAUAAUUGGAGUAUGGAUAACA
Vicia villosa (hairy vetch) is the source of this 2320-nucleotide messenger RNA. Its product is annotated as flavin-containing monooxygenase FMO GS-OX-like 4. Gene Ontology annotation, molecular function: flavin adenine dinucleotide binding; N,N-dimethylaniline monooxygenase activity; NADP binding. NCBI's taxonomy places the organism in Eukaryota, Viridiplantae, Streptophyta, Magnoliopsida, Fabales, Fabaceae. The coding region runs from base 713 to 2065 and encodes 450 amino acids. The record is from RefSeq and is a predicted model, not a curated record. The transcript has 7 exons.